Heterobasidion irregulare TC 32-1 is the source of this 858-nucleotide messenger RNA. RefSeq lists its product as uncharacterized. Gene Ontology annotation, biological process: protein phosphorylation; negative regulation of glycogen biosynthetic process; intracellular signal transduction. The record is from RefSeq and is a predicted model, not a curated record. NCBI's taxonomy places the organism in Eukaryota, Fungi, Basidiomycota, Agaricomycetes, Russulales, Bondarzewiaceae. Gene Ontology annotation, cellular component: cytoplasm; nucleus; cytosol. The annotation marks the transcript as partial. Gene Ontology annotation, molecular function: ATP binding; protein serine/threonine kinase activity. The transcript has 2 exons.
CUUGGCGCUGGCGGGUACGGGUUUGUCAUGACAGCGCACCAUCGCCUCCAGGACUGUGAGGUCGCCGUCAAGUUUAUCAUCAAAUCGAAAGUGCCGGAGCAUGCGUGGAUGGAGGACAAACAUGGCAAUCGCGUACCUACCGAGGCCCUACUUCUUGGCUUGUUGGAUCAUCAGAACAUCGUAGGGUGUAUUGAUUUGUUUGAAGAUCCGUUGUAUUUCUAUUUGUCGCAACAAAGCAUGUGCUCGGUCGAUGAUCUCCUCUCCGUAUCCUGCUCGUCACCCUCGCUCUUAUCUCCGGCCCUCCCUCCCCGGCCACACUUCAUCCGUCGACCCUCACACGACCUAUUUGAGUGCAUAGAGCAGUCGCAGCACAAACGCCUCACGGAAGUGCAAGCGCGGUACAUCUUCGCCCAAGUCGUCGACGUCGUGCACUAUCUCGAUAGCCAAGGCGUGACGCACUGCGACAUCAAGGACGAGAACAUCCUCGUCGACGCGCGCUUGCGGGUCAAGCUCGUCGACUUUGGGAGCGCCGUCGUCGUCGACCCCGCGCUCCCCCGGCCGUUCUACACGCUCUUCUUCGGGACGACGGCGUACGCGGCGUCGGAGGUGCUGCUGAAGAAGCCCUAUCAGGCGCCGCCCGCGGAAAUAUGGACGCUCGGCGUGCUCCUGUCGUACCUCCUCACCGGGGCAUCGCCGUUCCCGACGGAGCAAGACGCGGUGAAGGGUUGCGUCGUGCUCAGCGAGGCGGCAGGUGCGUGCGUGAGCAUGGCCGCGCGCGCGCUCAUGCUGAGGUGCCUGAACCCGGAUCCCGAGGCGCGCGCGGACAUUAAGGAGGUGAGGGACCACGUGUGGCUGAGG